Messenger RNA from Tilletiopsis washingtonensis, 1344 nucleotides. RefSeq lists its product as hypothetical. The record is from RefSeq and is a predicted model, not a curated record. Gene Ontology annotation, molecular function: protein binding. Lineage: Eukaryota; Fungi; Basidiomycota; Exobasidiomycetes; Entylomatales. Bases 160 to 1131 code for a protein of 323 amino acids. The transcript has 2 exons.
GUCUCGGACCGCCUGAUUUCGCAGCGGCUGCUUCCCGCUUCUCCACCACCGCCACUCCCUGUGCUUCUGUGUCCCUGUCGCGUAUGCCCCGUCGAUAGACUGUCCCGGCCCGCACUCCCGUAGACGUUCCUGCGCCACCCUCUCUCUCCCUCCUCCAGCAUGACCGACAUGCUCCUCAGCGCGCCCGCCUCGCCCGGCGCCGACAGCGACGCCGGCGCACUGCUGCCGCCCGAGGUGCUGGCCCUCAUCUUCGCCCACGCCGACCCCGCCACGCUGCUCGUCUCGCUGCGCGCCCUCUCGCGCACCUGGCGUGCGCACAUCGACACCAUCCUCCUGCCCUCGCUCUUUGCCGCCGGCACGUGGCGCGUGGGCCUGCAGGUGACACGCAAGCCACGCUUCGGCCGGGCGUGGCGCGGCGCCAUCGUCGGCCCUCCCGCGGCGGCCGUGGCAGCCAGCACGGCACCGGCGCCGAUGGAUGCGCACGAGGCCGCCGCGCUCGCCGCCCGCCUGCGCUCCAUCCCUGGCGUACGCGAGGACGAGCUGCCGGCGUUUCCCGGCGGGCCGCCGCCGCAGCCGCUCACGCACGUCAUCCCGCUCGCCUUUACCGGCAUCGCGCCCGACGGCCUCAGCUUCGCCACGCCCAAGAACACGUACCACGCCCUCUUCGAGCCGGCGCACGCGCCCCUCGGCGGCGAGCCUGAUGCGGCGCGCGACGAGGCUGCCGCCAAUGCCAUGCGCGACGCCCGCCGCGAGGCGCGCCUCGACCUCGACUUUGCCGUCGUGUGGCGCUUCCCCGGCGACGGCGGCGAGGGCGAGUGGGACACGCCCGACACCGAGGGCGGCUGGAUCAGCCGCUUCUACUGCUCGCAUCACGACGUCUCCGAGCCCGCGCCGCGCGCGGCAGAGGAGCCACCUCUGAUGCAGGGUCUCGAUCCGCAAGUCGUGGCAGAGGAGGGCGUUGAGCGCGCCAUUGCGUACAGCACACCCGUCGCGCGCCGGACGCGCGCCAUCCGCACCGACGAGCUCGGCGAGAGAUUGUUGAAUGCAGAGCGCUCGGGACACGCGCUUGACUGGGACGACUCGGGCAUGGAGGUGAGCAUCAACGCUGGCGAGAUGCGCAGCGCUUGCUGAUCGGAUCGCCAUAUUAGUACGGUUCCUUCAACCUGUCGCUCGGCCCCGAGUUCUUUGGACGUCGGUCCGCGCGCUCAAACCGCCUGCUGCGUCUCCUGCAAGCAGAGGCCUUCCGCUCCUCGCUCCCGUCUCGCGGAGCCUCACCAGCUCCUGGAUCACGCGGGUCGUUCAACGGCCGCCACUCGGCCACCGCCACGCCUUCGUCUUCGCUCG